AUGCAUGUGCGCAAACAGUACAGUCGUUUUGAACCUACUUCAUGUACCCUCUGCCUUCCCCCAGCCAACCAAAAACUACAUCGAUGUGUACCAGUUCUCCCAGCCCUUGAUAUCUUAGAUUUAUCCCCAACAUUUUUUUUUUCGCCUUCGUUCGUUCGUUUAGCAUACCAAGAGGAGUUUGUCAACAGUUUUGCGGUGUAA
This is a messenger RNA of Laccaria bicolor S238N-H82, 201 nucleotides long. RefSeq lists its product as uncharacterized. The record is from RefSeq and is a predicted model, not a curated record. Bases 1 to 201 code for a protein of 66 amino acids. The transcript has a single exon. NCBI's taxonomy places the organism in Eukaryota, Fungi, Basidiomycota, Agaricomycetes, Agaricales, Hydnangiaceae.